AUGAUCGCUUUGGCCCAACGUAUUUGGUAUCGUUACCAAACGUCACCGGUCGUCAUUUCGAUGGAUCGUAAUAUGUAUUUCUGGAACACUAGUUUUCCAAGCGUUACUGUUUGCUCCCGUCAAAGGAUUGACGAACAAAAGGUCCACGAAUAUGUUCAGCAGCAUCCGGAAAAAUUCGUGAAUCCAACCGACGAAGAAGACUUCAGUGAAUUCAUCACUAAAUUGGCGAAUGCUACAUAUGACACGUUCUUGGAACUGCCCAUGCACAAAACUUAUGGAAUACCAUCGGAGCAGUAUUUGGAAUUGAUCCAAAAUUUGUCACUCAAUUUUCUUCCUCAAAUCAGCAGUGGAACCACCUUGCCCUUACUCGACCAGACAACUAUUACCGAACUGGGGAUAUGUCUGUCGGUGAACUCUAAGAUAGCAGAAUACAGUUCGUUUCAAUACUGGUCCGAUAACCGGUGGGAUUUACUGCCUUGGCCAACUACUGCUGUUGUUCAUCCCUUGGAUGGUGAAGUAUAUGGCCAAUUGAUCAAGCUCGAUAGUUCGUACGAAGUGUACUUUCACGGUUACAUGGAAGUUCCCGAGAUAGCAAAGCGAAGAUAUCUAUUCCUAGAGGCGUACUACACUACAGUGGAACUACUUGCACUCGAACUCAUUACGUCACCCUCGGCUGGACAGUAA
Molecule: messenger RNA, 684 nt
Organism: Malaya genurostris
Lineage: Eukaryota; Metazoa; Arthropoda; Insecta; Diptera; Culicidae
Exons: 1
Coding region: 1-684 (227 amino acids)
Biological process (GO): sodium ion transport
Cellular component (GO): membrane
Molecular function (GO): sodium channel activity
Source: RefSeq, a predicted model, not a curated record